Erigeron canadensis is the source of this 1526-nucleotide messenger RNA. RefSeq names its product cytochrome P450 94B3-like. Lineage: Eukaryota; Viridiplantae; Streptophyta; Magnoliopsida; Asterales; Asteraceae. The record is from RefSeq and is a predicted model, not a curated record. Gene Ontology annotation, molecular function: heme binding; monooxygenase activity; oxidoreductase activity, acting on paired donors, with incorporation or reduction of molecular oxygen. The transcript has a single exon. Bases 4 to 1512 code for a protein of 502 amino acids.
GCAAUGGCCAUCCUUUCUUUCAUUCAAUUUAUCUCUAUACUCUUUGUUCUUUUCCAUUUGAUUUCUUCACUUGGUAUUUUCAUAAGCAACUUCAUUUAUGGACAUAACUAUAAGUCAUACUCCUUUAUAUAUUUCCAUUGGAAUAGUCACCGGUUAAUCCACUUGUUCACAGACCUCCUGUCGGUCUCACCAUCACAAACCAUCGUCUUUAACCAACUUGGCUGGAAAAAACAAAUGAUUGUAACCGCAAACCCUAAUAAUGUCGAAUACAUGCUUAAAACAAAAUUUGAAAAUUACCCGAAAGGAAAACCAUUCACGGACGUCCUUGGGGACUUCCUUGGAAUUGGAAUAUUUAAUGUGGAUGGCCAACUAUGGAGCUUGCAACGUAACGUGGCUAGCCACGAGUUUAGCAACAACUCGUUGCGAGAGUUCGUGGUUAGUGUGCUUGAAGAAGAAAUAGCAACGAGACUUAUUCCGUUGCUAGAAAACUCUGUUGAAAAUGACAACACUUUGGACAUGCAAGAUGUUUUAAGAAGGUUUGCUUUUGAUACCAUAUGUAAGAUCUCACUAGGGUGGGACCCGUGUUUCUUGGAUUUUACACAACCAGAUCCACCACUAGCAUCAGCAUUUGAUGUAGCGGCAGGUGCCAGUGCAUUGCGUGGCAAUGCAUUGACUAACUGGAUAUGGAAAGGUAAACGAUUUUUAAACUUUGGAAGCGAGGGCAAGUUAAAAGAGGCAAAUUGUGUUAUACGAUCUUCAAUAAAUGGUAUAAUCCUUAAAAGGAGGCAACAAUUGGAAGAAAAUAUAAGUGAGAGAGAUUUGCUAUCAAGAUUUAUUUCAAUGGGUCAUGGCGACGAGCUCAUUAGAGACAUGGUUAUAAGCUUUUUAAUGGCCGGAAGAGAUACCACGUCAGCGGCAAUGACGUGGCUCUUUUGGUUGCUGACUUGGCACCCUAAGGUAGAGAAAAAUAUUCUAAAAGAAGUCAACUAUAUAGUUAAUGAACAAAAUAAUAAAUUGUCAUUAACUUUUGAUGACUUGAAAAAAAUGGACUAUUUGAAAGCAUGCUUAUGUGAAUCCAUGAGGCUUUACCCACCGGUGGUAUGGGAUUCGAAACACGCAGAAAAUGAUGAUGUGUUACCGGAUGGGACACAUGUUUACAAAGGAAACCGGGUGAUGUAUUUCCCAUAUGGUAUGGGAAGGAUGGACACAUUGUGGGGAAAAGAUUGCUUGGAGUUUAGACCGGACCGGUGGUUUAGUGAACAAGGUGGUUUUAAAAUGGAAAAUCCCUAUAAAUUUCCGGUUUUUCAAGCCGGACCAAGGGUUUGUUUAGGGAAAGAGAUGGCGUUUAUUCAAAUGAAGUAUGUGAUGGCUUCCGUUUUGAGACGAUUUGAGUUUGUGCUGGUUUGUUUGGACCAACCAGUUUUUGUGCCAUUGCUUACGGCUCAUAUGGAUGGUGGUUUGAAGGUCAGGGUUCGUAGAAGGAAUGCGACAAACCUUUGUGAUUUAAAAUAAAAAGAGAAAGGAAA